AUGCAUUCAAAAUCAAGAGCUUCAUCUCAUUCACACCACGACAGCAUUACUCCAGGCUCUAUGAAGUCAAUACCGGAUAGUAAAAUCAAAUCGUUUGAAUCUGGUAUACAAGCUAAAACAACAUUGACAAAAAAAGAACAAGAAGAUUUACGUCGAAAAAUGGAAGAGAGAGAAAGACAAGAGGUUUUCAAAGAUUUUGUUGCCUCGUUUGAACCGGCAAAUAAAUUAGCAAAAACAUUUAUCAAAGGUGGAACAUUCAAUCCCGGUUCUCAUGAAGAAUCACCACAAGAUAAAGGAAAAGCGUAUCGUCCAACAACACAUUCAUCGAGAUUUAGUGAUAGCAAUACCCAUCGAAUAUCAUCACAUACGACAAUUAAAAAAGAGCCAACAACACCGAUAACAGCACAUAAUCUAAAAACCGCAGAAACAAGCCACCAGCAAGCGAUCAAAAGUACAAAUUCAAAUGAUAAUAAGCCUAAAGCUAAAAAUGAAAGAGAAAAAAGAAAAUCAAAUUUAGAAUCAUUUAAAGAAGAACUAAAAAGAAUACAAGAAGAACGUGAUCGUCGUCAUGUACAAAAACAACGAGAAAAAGAUGGGAAACGGACACGAUUUGAACCACCACCAAUUGAACCGAUGAUUGCCUCAGAAUUAGCUCUUGAUUCUGAGUCAUUACAUCCAGAAAAUCGCUAUGCGUCAGACGAUCCAGGAACGACGAAUAUAUUCUUAAGCAAUUUGAAUCGAUCGUUAAAUGAAUUGAAUAUCAUGGAAGUAUUUGGAAAAUUUGGUCCAUUAGCAAGUGUAAAAAUUAUGUAUCCACGAACAGAUGAGGAAAAAUCACGAGGCUCUAAUUGUGGCUUUGUUGCAUAUAUGAGUCGAAAAGACGCCGAGCGUGCUAUCAAUGAAUUAGAUGGUUAUGAAUUGGACAAUCUUCGUGUUCGUUUAAGUUGGGGUCGUGCUGUGCAUAUUCCACCACAGCCAGUGUAUAUUCCACCGUCAAUGCGUGAAUUAAUCCAACCGCCACCACCAUCAGGCUUGCCUUUCAACGCCCAACCAAAUACGAAAUAUUUAUCAUCAAAAUACAUUGAUAUACAAAAAUAUGUGAAUGGAGGAAUCAUACCAGAACAUGACAAAAAUUUUGAAAAAGUGUUGGAACACGCAAUGGUUAAAGUUGUUGUUCCACAAGACAAAUUAUUGCUCUGUCUAAUACAUCGAAUGAUUGAAUUCGUUGUACGUGAGGGUCCAUUAUUUGAAGCAUAUAUCAUGAAUAAAGAAAUGAAUAAUGCACAAUAUAGGUUUCUCUUCGAAAAUCAAAGUCCAGCCCAUCUUUAUUAUCGAUGGAAAUUAUUUUCUGUAGUUCAAGGUGACAGUGUAUCCGGUUGGCGUACCGAACCAUUUAAAAUGUUUAUCAAUGGAAGUACAUGGAUACCACCACCUUUAAAUCAAUAUACUGAAGGAAUGCCUGAUGAAGCAUUUGAAAAAGCCAAACAAGAAUAUGAUGGCGGUAAUAAUGGAAUUAAAAGAGGACGCUUGAGUGAUAGUCAACGCGAUCGUUUGGAACAUUUAUUACGUUCAUUAACUCCGGAAAGAUCAAAAAUUGGUGAUGCCAUGGUAUAUUGUAUCGAUCAUGCUGAAGCUGCCGAAGAAAUAGUUGAUUGUAUUGCUGAAUCAUUAUCUAUAAUUUCUCGAUUGUAUCUUAUAUCCGAUAUAUUGCACAACUGUAGUGUUCGAGUGACAAAUGCAACGUAUUUUCGUCGCGGUUUUGAAGCACGACUGCCAGAUAUUUUCAAAGAUAUUCAUACUACAUGGAAAAAAAUCGAUGGUAAACUAAAAGCUGAACACUUCAAACUAAAAGUAAUGAAUAGUUUUCGGGCAUGGGAAGGUUGGGCCAUUUAUUCAAGUGACUUUUUAAUCAAAUUACAAAAUAUAUUUCUUGGACUAGUCAAACAAAAACCAACUAAUAAUUCAGACAAUAGUUCUGAUGCGGGAGAUGUUGCUGGUCAUGGAGAUAGCGAUGAAGAAAUCGAUGGCAAACCGGUUGUUGUUGAUUUGGAUUGCAAACAGUUAGCCUUAGUGGCUGAUUAUGAUGAUGAAGAAAUCGACGGAAAACCAAUGAUGAUGUCACAAGAUGAAGAUAUCGAUGGCAAACCAUUGGACAAUAACGCUACACAACACGGUAAUGUACGUUCACGAUUUUCUGAAGAAAUUAAUGACACAUCUGAAUCAACAACAGCUAAACCUCGUUUUGUUCAAACACAAUGGGAACCGGUUGAUCCAUCAAAACUUGUCGCACAAGCUGUAACAACAUCAAAAUGGGAUUUGUUUGAUGAAGAAAAAUCAAAUGAUGAUAUAUCGCGCGCACGAACGAAAAUAAAAGAAAGUCUUUAUGAAGAUAUAGGCGAAGAAGAAGAAUUUUCAAAAAAGCAACCAACAUCUAUGAUGCCAAUGAGCACAAAUACAUCUAUGCAUUCUGAUAAACAAAACACUAUUAAUCAACAUACAAAUCGAACCAAUGAGUGA
Messenger RNA from Didymodactylos carnosus, 2517 nucleotides. NCBI's taxonomy places the organism in Eukaryota, Metazoa, Rotifera, Eurotatoria, Philodinida, Philodinidae. The record is from the annotation of a GenBank genome assembly.